Messenger RNA from Sphenostylis stenocarpa, 1317 nucleotides. The record is from the annotation of a GenBank genome assembly. NCBI's taxonomy places the organism in Eukaryota, Viridiplantae, Streptophyta, Magnoliopsida, Fabales, Fabaceae.
AUGGAGGAUUCUUUCUUUGACGUGAUGGAGUUUCUGAAGAAACCCUCGAUAACGGAGACAUUCGUCGACAUUUUGCUAUGCGCGGUUCCGAUUUGGUUGGCCGUCAUGAUCGGCCUGGUGAUCGGCUGGUCCUGGCGACCGCGCUGGACCGGGCUCGUCUUCCUCGGCCUCCGCAGCAAGUUCCGAUUCCUCUGGACGGCACCGCCGGGGUUCGGCGCUCGCCGAUUCUGGUUCGCCUUCACCGCUGUCUCUGCCUUCUCCAUUUGCCGCACCUAUUGGUCCAAUUUCAAAGGCAAGGCCAAGGCCAGUGCCCAAGAUCCCUCGCCUUCGCAAUCCGAUGUUGCCGACUCCAACGCCAUCGACCGUACUACUCGGUCCGAUGAAGGGGGUGAGCAGAGGGAGCAGGACAUUGUUACACAGGCUGAUUUGGAGCAUUUUCUUCAACUUCUUGAAGGGAAAGAUGGAGUGACGGACCGACAAUGUUUUAUGGAAAGGUCAACACCAAACAUGCAAUACAAAGCUUGGCGUCAUGAUCCUGAGACAGGUCCUACAGUUUACCGUAGUAGAACCGUCUUUGAAGAUGCAACUCCGGAGUUGGUGAGGGAUUUCUUCUGGGAUGAUGACUUCCGUCCUAAAUGGGAUCCUAUGCUUGCAUACUGCAAAGUAUUGGAGGAAUGUCCUCAUAAUGGGACAAUGAUUUCUCACUGGAUUAAAAAGUUCCCCUUCUUCUGUAGUGAUAGAGAAUAUAUUAUUGCUCGAAGAAUAUGGCAGGCUGGAAACACAUACUAUUGUGUCACUAAGGGAGUAUCCCAUCCAAGUUUGCCAAUACGGGAUAAGCCCAGACGUGUGGAGCUCUACUUUUCUAGUUGGGUAAUAAAACCUGUGGAAUCUCGUAAAGGAGAUGGUCAGCUGUCUGCAUGCGAGGUUACCCUGUUACAUUAUGAAGACAUGGGGAUUCCCAAAGAUGUUGCCAAGUUGGGAGUCCGCCAUGGAAUGUGGGGAGCUGUCAAGAAAUUGCACUCUGGAAUGAGAGCUUACCAGAAUGCAAGGAAAACAGAGUCUUCUUUAUCAAGAUGUGCAUUGAUGGCUUGUAAAACAACCAAGAUUUCUUCUGACAGAAACAUGCAAUUAUCAGAGCCUUCGGUUUCCAUGGAAGAUAGGACGCAAGUCAUGUGUAAUAUCGCACAAAAGGGUCAUGGCAUUGACUGGAAGUGGAUGGCUGUCGGUGGUACUGUUGCUCUGAUUUUGGGUCUUCAUGGUGGUGCUGUAGGGAGAGCAUUGUUAUUGGGAGCAGGGCACAGAAUUGCAAGAAGGUGA